UGGAUCCGGAGCUGUAUGAAGCUGCAGCAUCAGGUAACUUAAAUUUCCUCAAGAGAAUGGAUCCAAACCUCCAUGUCUUCCAAGUAACAAAACAGCAGCAGAAUACUGUUCUUCACAUUGCAGUCAAGUUUAAACAAGUUGAAUCUUGUCAGCAAAUUCUUAACUCCAGUUCCUCCCUUCUCCUAAAGUGCAAUUCCAAGGGCGAGUCUCCUUUACAUGUUGCAGCCAAGAUAGGGUGUUUAGAAAUUGCUGAACUUCUGGUAGAUUGCGCCAAACAGCUACAAAGGGAUGUCGAGAGCUCGGGCGUCAGUGCUCUGAGGAAGCAGUUGAGGAUGGUGAAUCUGGAAGAAGAUACAGUUCUGCAUGUUGCAGUCAGAAAUGGUCACUUUGCAGUUGCAAAGUGCCUAAUGGAAGCUGAUCAAGGAUUGCUGGGUUUGGUCAACGCCGCGAAUGCUUCACCACUUUGCCUGGCUAUUGGGGGUGGAUUCUCCAGGAUUGCAAGUUUAAUCCUGGGAACAUUUCCAAAAUCUCUCAAUGGAGAUAUCAACAUGAAGACUGCGUUGCGUUCGGCAGUUUUUCAUUCUCAGCAUGAUAUUGUGAAAAUACUAUUGGAGAAUGUACCAAACUCAAGGAACGAAACUGACCAAAUUGGGUGGAGUCCUCUGCAUUAUGCAGCUUUAUUUGGUGACCUUAAGUCAACUCAACUUCUUUUACAGGGUAAUAGCUCCACUGCUUAUAUUGUGGACCAAGAUGGGACAUCUGCACUCCAUGUUGCAGCAUUUAGAGGCCACACCAACGUAGUUGAACUAAUAGUUCAAUGCUGUCCUGAUGUUCAUGAGGUUACCGAUAAGAAGGGCCGGACUGUACUUCAUGUUGCAGUCAUAAGUGGACAGGAAAAAAUGGUCAGACGCAUUCUAGAGAUGCCAAGGCUUCAAGGCAUUAUAAAUGAAAAGGAUAACGAAGGAAACACGGCUCUGCAUCUGGCUGUCAUUUACAAGAGAGAUAAUAUCAUUACAAUUCUUGCGCGGAACAGAGGAAUGGAGAGGGCUGCGGUGAAUAACAAUCUCUUAACUGCUUAUGACAUUUUCUCUCUUCAACCAAGAAAGCUUUCUUUAUUAACUGCAAAGACACAUUACUGGCUGCGGGGAACCCAUGGACUACCAGCCUUGCAAAAAUGGGUUAACACAAAUCUGAAGAGAGAGAUGAUUGGAGAAACGGAGGAGAAGGACACAAACAUCUUGUUUGCCAGGGGGAAACAUGACGACACGAGUAUCUCAAACACUACAAAUGAGGCUUCUGAUGAAACAGUGAAGAGAAGUAGACUUGAAAUCCAUCUCUUGAUAGCAAUGCUCAUUGCCACUGUCACAUUUCAGGCAGCCUUCAUGGUGCCUGGCGGUUACAAUGAAGAUGGUCCUGACAAAGGCACGGCGCAAUCCAUUCAAAAAGCGCCUUUCAAAGCAUUUUUAAUAUUCAACACCAUUGCAUUUAUUUUCUCAAUUGCCACAGUUUACAUUCAAUUCGCUACUUCUAAAUUCAGCUACUACCUGCGUUCAAGAUACGCAAGUCUAGCAGAGGUGAUGAUUUUCAUAGCUGUUCUCGGGAUGCUACUGGCAUUUGCGUCUGGCAUGUAUGUGGAGCUUGCCAACUCCAAUGGCCUGCGCCUGAUGGGUUAUAUAGUGGUGGGCUGCUUCUUGUUAGUUUACUAUGCCUGCUGGUUUCUUGAUCCAAUAAGCAUGCAAAUUCCAGGACUUCAGCAGCCUAGGAAAUACCUCAGGGACUUGCUAUUUCGUUAUGGGAUUAUCUAAAUUAACAUGGUUUCUAGAUGGUAGCUGAUCAUUCCAUUGUUUGAUUGAGGAUCAGCAAAUUCAAUCCUCCAUUUUUUAUUUUGGUGCAAGAGUUGAUGAUAACUAUAUGAACCUGCCACCACCCUAAAUAUAAAUUGAGUUCAAAACCUGUAUUAGAUGAUAACUAGUAGGAUUCCUCGUUGCAGAAUUAAAGAACUGCUCCACACUUGAUAGAUGCCUAUGG
Messenger RNA from Theobroma cacao (cacao), 2028 nucleotides. Its product is annotated as protein ACCELERATED CELL DEATH 6-like. The record is from RefSeq and is a predicted model, not a curated record. Gene Ontology annotation, cellular component: plasma membrane. Gene Ontology annotation, molecular function: protein binding. Lineage: Eukaryota; Viridiplantae; Streptophyta; Magnoliopsida; Malvales; Malvaceae.